This is a messenger RNA of Branchiostoma floridae (Florida lancelet), 1047 nucleotides long. Its product is annotated as tripartite motif-containing protein 3-like. The record is from RefSeq and is a predicted model, not a curated record. NCBI's taxonomy places the organism in Eukaryota, Metazoa, Chordata, Leptocardii, Amphioxiformes, Branchiostomatidae. The transcript has a single exon. Bases 1 to 1047 code for a protein of 348 amino acids. Gene Ontology annotation, molecular function: ubiquitin protein ligase activity; protein binding; translation repressor activity. Gene Ontology annotation, biological process: protein polyubiquitination; proteasome-mediated ubiquitin-dependent protein catabolic process; negative regulation of translation.
AUGUCGGAGAAAAAGGUAACUUUUAAAGACGGCAAAAAGAAAGAAGAUGAUGGUGAAAAGGAAGUAAAGAAGGUGACGUUUGGAGGCAGAGGAUCACGUAAGAACCAAUUUUGCAGCCCAACCGGAGUGGCGGUGUCAGAAUCUUCGGAAAUCUUCUUCGCAGACAGUUUGAACGAGCGAAUCGUCGUGUGUAACACCCGAGGCAAAGUCGUCCGUGUUUUCAACACUAAGGUGAAACGUCAACUAAUCCAACCACACGACGUUUCUGUUGAUAAGAACGGGCACUUGUGGGUUGUUGCGACUUUGUUUGAGGUGAAGAGAAAGGCGUAUAUCCGUCGGAAUAUGCUAGCACAGUUCUCAAAACAGGGUCGUUUUCUGACGAAGAUUGACCUUCCCCUAACUGGUGUCACCGGUGGGAUUGGCGUGAGAACCGACAUCGGGCAUAUACGCGUGCAAGCUACGUCAGAAGAAACGACUUCGAAGAAAAAGAAGAAGGGUGGUGAGACGAAAGAAAAUGAUGGACUUGAAAAAUUCACAAAUUCAGUAGAGGUGGUAGUCACUGACCAGCGCACGAGGAUGCAUGAAAGGAAAGGUUACAGUGAAAGUUGUGUGACAGUCUUCACCCCUGAGGGCGAGCCAGUGAAAGUCGUGGGGCCCAGAAACACAAGGAAGCCGACCGGCGUCGCAGUGAAUCAGAAAGGAGACCUGUACGUUACCGACAGUUGGCUGCACUGCGUCCAUGUCUUCAUGGAAGGCCGCGAAGUGACGAAGAAGUAUAAGAAGUUUGGAAGGUUCGGUAGCGGGGACGGACAGUUGGACUCCCCGCAUGGUAUCUGCUUGGACCUGAAGGGUAACGUCAUCGUGGUGGACAGGGGGAACUGGCGGGUGAGCGUGUUCGACAGCGAAGGCAAGUUUGUCCGGCACAUCAUGACGGACAUGCCGGACUUGUGCGCUGUGGCGGCAGGACCCAACUUUCUGGUGGUCACUUGUGUUGGCCAUUGUGGCACGGACACUGCUACUAUCAUUCCGUAUAGUAAUGAUAAAUGA